Molecule: messenger RNA, 5067 nt
Organism: Rhincodon typus (whale shark)
Lineage: Eukaryota; Metazoa; Chordata; Chondrichthyes; Orectolobiformes; Rhincodontidae
Gene: ears2
Product: glutamyl-tRNA synthetase 2, mitochondrial
Exons: 9
Coding region: 63-1664 (533 amino acids)
Biological process (GO): glutamyl-tRNA aminoacylation
Molecular function (GO): glutamate-tRNA ligase activity; tRNA binding; zinc ion binding
Source: RefSeq, a predicted model, not a curated record
GCAGACCGGAACUUGCUCCUUCAGUGGGUACUGAAGUGGCGGCGCUUGCCGGAAGUGUGAGCAUGUCGGUCUUGGCCCUGAAGCCUCGGUUGUUUGGGCUUCAGGCUGCCCCUUUCCGUCCGGCUGAAGGCUGGAGAAUGCUGUUGAGAUCCGGCCUGUGCGGAGGGGCCGGUAGUAGCGAGAGGCCAGAGGGCGGGGUGAGGCUGCGGUUUGGUCCGAGCCCCACAGGCUUCCUACAUCUAGGUGGGCUUCGCACAGCUCUGUACAAUUAUAUAUUUGCCAAAAAACAUGGUGGGACCUUCAUUCUCAGGAUUGAAGAUACAGAUCAGAGCCGUCUUGUUCCUGGAGCAGCGGAAAGCAUUGAGGAUGCCCUGGAGUGGGCAGGAAUCCCCCCUGAUGAAAGCCCUCACAGAGGAGGCUCCUAUGGACCAUACAAGCAAUCAGAGCGACUAGAUUUGUACUUAAAGGCCACUGAGACCCUGGUAAUGAGGAAUGCAGCAUAUUAUUGCUUUUGUAGCCCCCAGCGUCUGGAAAUGUUGAAGAAGGAGGCAUUGAGAAUGAGACAAACACCAAAAUAUGAUAAUCGUUGUAGACACCUGAGUCAGACUCAAAUUGAGGAGCAACUGGCACAAGGAUGCUCACAUGUUGUCCGAUUUCGUCUGGAGGAGGAUGCUGCGCCCUUUGAAGAUCUGGUGUACGGACUGAACAGGCUAGAUCCUGCCAGUGUGGAGGGUGACCCUGUUAUCCUUAAAGCGGAUGGGUUUCCAACCUACCAUUUGGCAAAUGUAGUUGAUGAUCACCAUAUGAAGAUCAGCCAUGUUUUGCGGGGCACCGAGUGGCUCACUUCCACUGCCAAGCACCUACUGAUGUACAAAGCUUUUGGAUGGGACCCUCCAGCUUUUGCUCACCUUCCACUCCUCCUGAACAAAGAUGGCAGCAAACUUUCCAAGCGUCAGGGUGAUCUGUUCAUCCAGAACUUUUCCCGGAAUGGAGUCCUGCCAGAGGCUUUACUUGACAUUGUCACCAACUGUGGAUCUGGCUUCUCAGGAAAUCGACCAGGUCGGAUCCUGGAGGAGCUGGUUGGUGAAUUUGAUGUGAGUAAAAUAACAACCCACUCUGCACUCCUGGACCUUGACAAGCUGCCAGAGUUCAACAGGAUUCACUUGCUGCGGCGAAUUGAAUGUGUCAACUCACGGCAGCAGUUAGUGACAGAGCUUCAAACCCUGGUUGAGAAGGAGUUUGGUGAUAAGCUGGUGGACAGUGAGGCCUUAUGCGCUGAUUAUGUGGAGCGGGUGUUGCUACACCGGAAGGGCCACAUCAGCCGUUUGCAGGAGUUGGUGUCACCAAACUACUCGUACCUCUGGUUUCGACCCGUUGUGUCCCGUGAGCAAAUGCUGAAUCUGUCAACUGAAGGAGAGAAGAUCUGUAGUGUAGUGGUGCAAUUCUUCCAGACCUGGUCAAAUGGAAGUGUGAGCCCAACAGAGCUAAACAAUGAACUGAGAGUGCUACAGGCACAGUUCACAAGCACCAAGUACAAUGACAUGAUGAAGUUUCUUCGACUAGCUCUCAGUGGAAAGCAGCAAGGACCGAGUGUGGCUGAGAUGAUGCUGGCUUUGGGACCUAAAGAGGUGUGUCAACGUCUGCAACACGCAGUCAUCCAUUGACCACAGCCAUCUAUUUGGGACCUAUCGUUUGGACAUCAUGUGAUGCACCUCCUAGACUUGUAUGGAAGUAUUCCUCUGCUGACAUAUAAGCCGGGCUGGAAAAAUAUUCAGCCCGUCAGGCUUACUCCACCAUGCAGUACGAUCACGUCUGAUCAUGCAUUUCAACACUCUUUUAGCUACACUAUUGCCUUUAAUAUAAUUUGCAUUGAGAAAUAUGUCAAUCAUAGACCCAAUCACUGAGUUUCCGCAGCCCUUUGUAGUAGUGAAUUUCAAAGAUUCACAACUCUCAGUAAACAUUUCUCAUCAUCUUUUUGAUAAGUUUUCCCCUUGCCGCCACCUUGUUUUGAAACUGUAACUGGUUAUAGACUCCCAAACCAAGGAGAGCAUCGUAUCUGCAUCAACUUUGUCUAUCCCUUUAAGUGUUCUGUAUAUUUCAAUGAGAUCACCACUCACAUUAAAAUUCUACAGAAUACAGGCUGUUUCUCCAACCUCUAUUCAUAAAACAGACUUGCCCUUCCAAGAACAAACCUGGUGAACCUUUGUUGUACUCCCUCUACGGUAGUAAGAUCCUUCUUAAAAGUGGCUAAAACUGCACACAGUACUACAGAUGUAAUCUAACCAAUGUUCUGUAGGAUUGAAGCAUGCCUUCACUGCUCUUAAACUCGAAUCCUUUUGUAAUAAAGGCUAAUAUACCAUUAGCCUUCCUAAUGCCUGUUGCAUCUACAUAUUAGUCUUCAGGAGCUUAUUGACGAGGACUCCCUGGUCCCUUUGAAUAUCUACACUUUCUAAUCUCUCUUUCUCAUUUGAGAAAUACUCUGCAUUAUCUGUUCCUCCUAUCAAAGUGGAUAAACUCACUAUUUUUCCAUGUUGUAUUUCAUCUGCCAUUUUUUUUCCAGACACGAAGUCUCUCCAAAUCUUCUCAAAACUGCUUUGCAUCUUCCUCACAACAUGCAUGUUAAAAUCAGUUAGUAUCAUAAAAUGUACAACACAGAAAUAGGCUGUUUGGCCCAACUGGUCUGUACAGUAUCAGAAUUUAUGUGCUACUUGAACUUUCCAUCCUACUUCAUAACUGUAUCGGUAUAUCCCUCACAACAACAAAAACAGAAGUUGCUGGGAAAGCUCAGCAGGUCUGGCAGCAUCUGUGAAGAAAAAAUCAGAGAUAAUAUUUCGGGUCAGGUGAUCCUUCCUCAGAACUGAUGGUAUCUGAGAAAACGUUGGCUUAUCUGCAGAAAAUAGGGAGGGGGGAUGGGGUAGGGAGUAAAUGAUAGGACAGAGCCUGAAGAGAGAGAAGAGCAGUUGGAUAGACAAAGGAGUUGAUAAUGAUCUGGCUGGGAGGAUGAAUAAUUGUUAAUGGGGACUGUUAGUGACUAACAAUAGGUAGUCUGUAAUGGCAGGCUAUGUGAUAGUGUUCUUUUGGUUUUUAUUCAGUAUAUCCCUCUACUGUUUUCUCCUUCUGUACUUAAUAGAUUUACCUUAAACAUACCUAUACAUAUUAAAUGUAUCUAUACCAUAGAAGCUUGGUCAGACUGAACCUGGAGUAUAUAUGCAGAUUUCAUCAUCUUUGUUUCAGGAAAGAUACUGCCAGAGGAGUGCAACAAAAGUUGACCAAACAUAUCCCUGGGAUGACAAUACUGAUCGAUGAUGAGAUAUUGGACAUUCUGGGCCUAUAUUCUCUAGUGUUUCAACAAAUAAGCUGUGAUCUCGUUGAAACCUAUGAAAUACUUAAACAGAUAGACAGGGUAGAUGCAAAUAAGAAGUUUCCCUUGGUUGAGGGGGUCUAGAGCCAGUGGGCACAAUAUCAAAGUAAGGGGAUAAGAUAAGAAUUUUACUCGGUAGUGAAUAUUUGGAAUUUGGAAUAUUUGGAAUUUGGAAUUGCAUGGCUGUUGAAGCUCAAUGUUUGAAAAUAUAUAGAGUAGAAGUUGAUUUUAAAAUGUUUUGCUUAUCAAUGGAACAAAGAGUUAUAGGGAUAGUUUGGAUAAAAGGCGUUGAAGUGUUCAAUCAGUUAUAAUAGUAUUAAAUAUUGGAGGAAGUGCAUUGAGCUGAAUGGCCUACUCCUCUUCCAUUGUGUUUAUUUACCUCACUUACUCCCUGAGAUAACAAAUUCAACAUUCUAAUCCUAUAUAGUGAAGAAAUUUCUCCUGAAUUCCCUAUUGGAUUUAUUAAUUAUGUUUUUUAUUUAUUCACAAGGCCAUCAUUUGUUACCUAUUCUAAUUGCUAUUGAGAAGGUGUUGGUGAGGCACAUGAACAACUGCAUUCAUGUGCUGCAGGCACACCCAUUGUACUUUUAGGAAGGGAGUUACAAGAUUUUUACCCAGUGACAGUGAAGGAAUGGCAAUAUAGUUUAAAGUCCAGAUGACAUGUGGCCUGGAGAGGAUCUUUCAGGUGGUAGUGCUGCCAUAUGAUGGUAGAAGUUGCAGGUUUACAAAGGUUCUAUUGAAGGAGGCCGGUGAAUUACUACAGUGUAUUUUGAGAUAGAAGUUCCUGGACAGUGACUCCUUCCUCUGAAUCACAAGGUUUGGAAUGAAACUUUACUCUAGGACUUGAACACAAAAAUCAAGGCGAGUAUUCAAUGCUGUUGGAGUUGGAGAUGCUGUCUUUUGGGUGAAAUGUUAACCAUGAACGUCUCCCCCCUCAUGGACAUGAUACUUGAAACAUGUUCAAACAAAAGGGGAGCUAUUCCCAAUGUCCUGGCUAAUAUCUGUCCUUGAAAGAUACAUAGAACACACAAAUUAGGAGCAGAAAUAGGCCAUAGCUGACCUGUUUCUGUUUUGAAUUCGACAUUCCCAUCUAUCCCCAAUAACGUUUGAUUUCCUUGCCUAACAUGAAUCUAUCUUGCUCCACCUUAGGAAAUUUUCAAUGACCUACCUCUACCAUCUUGAGACAGUGUGUUCCAUAGUCGCUUGACCUCUGAAGAAUCAGUUUCUCCUCAUCUCUGCAUAAAAGCAGCCACUGCUAUUUUUUUAAACAAUUCCCUCUAGUUCUGGAAUCACCCACAAAGGACACAUCUUUUCCCAUCAAUAUCACAAAUCGUUCAAUCAUUGUUACAUUGAUGUAUUUGGGACCUUCCUGUGUGCAAAUUGUGUAAUAUGUUUUCUACAUUACUACAGAAUUACAAUUCAAAAGUAUUUCAUUGGCUGGAAAGUACUUCAAGUUAUUUGGUGAUAAUGAAAUGUUCUCUAUAAAUGGAAACCUUUCGUUUAGAAGAUGAUACAUGCGUAUGGAAGUGUCAGCCCAGAAAACAAUGUGAAUUCGAACAGAAACUUUCAUUAAACCUUCUUGUUAGACCCAUAACAACAUCAGUUUAAUUUUAAGUGAUUCCUGGACCCAUAACAACAUCAGUUUAAUUUUAAGUGAUUCCUGUUGGGCAGUUCCUCUCCACAUUAAAUUGUGAAUUGCAAUCAGA